CUCAUCAUUAAAUAGGUAUAGCAAAUAUCAGCAUCACCUAGGGUUUAUUGCUGCUUUCCUGCACCUGUGUUACCGCCGCUGCAAAGCUCCAAAUCUCCCCUCAACAAUGGCAGAACAGACAGAAAAGGCUUUUUUGAAGCAACCUAAGGUGUUCCUCUGCUCGAAGAAGAGCGGGAAAGGAAAGAGGCCUGGAAAAGGUGGAAACAGAUUCUGGAAGAAUAUUGGUCUUGGAUUUAAGACUCCACGAGAGGCUAUUGAAGGAACUUACAUUGACAAGAAAUGCCCUUUCACUGGUGAUGUAUCCAUUAGAGGUCGUAUUUUGGCUGGUACAUGCCAUAGUGCUAAGAUGGUCAGGACCAUCAUCGUUCGAAGGGACUAUCUUCAUUAUGUCAAGAAGUAUCAGAGAUACGAGAAGAGGCACUCAAACAUUCCUGCUCACAUCUCACCUUGUUUCCGUGUGAAAGAAGGUGACCACGUCACUGUUGGGCAAUGCAGACCAUUGUCAAAGACUGUGAGGUUCAAUGUGCUGAGGGUGAUUCCAGCAGGAUCUGCAAGUGCUGGGAAGAAAGCAUUUACAGGCAUAUAAACGUUCAGCACUUUUGCUUGAUAAUGUAGAAGUUUUUGAGGACAAAACGUUGUUUUAUUGAGAUUAUUAUGCUGUUUUUGACUUGUUUUUCUUGAUAUUUAUCUUAAAAAAAUCAUUUGCUUUUAAAUUUUAUGGUUUCCUUGUGAUGA
Molecule: messenger RNA, 735 nt
Organism: Helianthus annuus (common sunflower)
Lineage: Eukaryota; Viridiplantae; Streptophyta; Magnoliopsida; Asterales; Asteraceae
Product: 40S ribosomal protein S11-2
Exons: 6
Coding region: 107-586 (159 amino acids)
Biological process (GO): translation
Cellular component (GO): ribosome; cytosolic small ribosomal subunit
Molecular function (GO): structural constituent of ribosome
Source: RefSeq, a predicted model, not a curated record